Rotaria sp. Silwood1 is the source of this 750-nucleotide messenger RNA. NCBI's taxonomy places the organism in Eukaryota, Metazoa, Rotifera, Eurotatoria, Philodinida, Philodinidae. The record is from the annotation of a GenBank genome assembly.
AUGAUAUAUUCCGGACUCCCAAAAGUUAAUAAAACAAGAUCAGCACAUGGCGUAGCAAUUUGUUUAGAUAAAACCGCAACGAAUAUUUGGAAGCUAUCGGGUUCAGAAUGGGAGGCAGUUAAUGAAAGAAUUAUUAAGAUUCGAAUGUAUUGUGCACCAAUAAAUGUUACAUAUAUUGCUGUUUAUGCUUCAGUUAAUCCACAUAACAAAUCAAUGAUUGAUAAAUGUGAUAGGUUUUACAUACAAUUACAAGAGACCAUUGAUAAGGUGCCAAAGGGUGAUAUGAUCAUUUUAAUGGAUGACUGCAAUGCUCGUGUUGGUAAACAAGAACAUUUAACUGUACCUCAGGUCGUUGGUCCACAUGCAGUUGAUGUUAAAAAUGAAAAUGGAAAUAGACUUAUUGAUUUUUGUUUAACGAAUAAGAAUAGUGCUAUUCAAGAUAAAAAUGAUAAGUUACUUAUUAAUUUUAGGAAUAAAUUGGAUCGUUGGAAAGAAUAUUUCUGUGAAUUACUAAAUGUUAAUUCUGUCGUUGACCCAUAUCUUAUUCAUCAAAUCUCAAUACCAUCAACAUCAACAGAAGAAAGAGAUAGACAGAGCAAACCACCUACUUUAGAAGAAAUUGAGGAAACAUUAAAACAAAUGAGAAAUCGAAAAGCUUCUGGCAAUGAUGACAUCAGUGCUGACAUAUUAAAAGCAGGUGGACUACCAGUUCUUAAAUGGCUCCAUGAAAUAUUCGUUGAUAUUUGGUAA